Loa loa (African eye worm) is the source of this 196-nucleotide messenger RNA. RefSeq lists its product as hypothetical. NCBI's taxonomy places the organism in Eukaryota, Metazoa, Nematoda, Chromadorea, Rhabditida, Onchocercidae. The record is from RefSeq and is a predicted model, not a curated record. The annotation marks the transcript as partial. The transcript has a single exon.
GUUAGAAGGAUUAGGUGAAGGGAGUGGCCGAGUUAUCAAUAUUUGUAAUUCGAAUAUCUGGAAAUGGCGGAUGAUGCAGUCUGACAGGCAAUGGGUCCCAUUUCAAGGCUUCAACAUACCGUUUGAUCACUAUGCCACAAAGGGCACAACAAAUAUUUCUCCUCAAAAUGCGACAAUUGAAACAGAAACAAAUUAG